CUUGUUGACAUGUUAAAGCAAGUACGCAUUAGAGUGCUGGAGUGAGUUGUUGGAUUUUGGUCCUGGUGACUGUGAUAUAUUUUGGUGGUAAUUAAGGCAAGGGAAAAUGUCUCUAGAACAAACUGUCAUGGAUGAGAGGCGAGUGGUGGUUUUGGGUGCCAAUGGCUCAGAGAAGACAUCUGUAAUAAGCACCUUGUUUGGUCAGAAAGAGUAUAAGUGUGUGAGAAGAACACGUAACUGUGUGAAGACAGAGGGUGUGGUUGACGGCAGGAGGCUCAUAUGUGUUGAUACCCCAGGCUGGUGGAGGAGUUAUCCUUUGAUUGAUACGGCAGAGUUCAUCAAACGAAAGAUCGCGCUGAGUGUGACUGAGUGUGCACCAGGACCUCAUGCCUUCAUGCUGGUGAUUAGCACUGACGGCCCAUUUACUGAGAAGUACAGGAGAGCCAUUGAGGAACAUCUGGGUCUGUUUGGGGAGAGCGUUUGGAAGCACACCAUUGUAGUGUUCACCAUAGAGGGUGCUCUAGGUGACGGAGGAAUAGAGCAGUUCACUGAGAGUGGGCGGGAGGCUCUGACAUGGCUACUAGAGAAAUGUGGGAAUGUGUGUCACAAUUUUUACAGUCAUUGUGUUGGAGGUCUUCAUGACACCACACAGCUACUGGGAAAGAUUGACGAUAUCGUAGCAAAGAACAGAGAUCGGUAUUUUGAGUUUGAUGAGAGGGCAUCACAGGGUGUUGAAAAGAAGAGGAAAACUGAUCUGGAGAGAGGGAUGUCCAGGCAGCAGAGGGUUCAUAGUGAGAGGGAAAUCGUUAAUGAACAUGGUGUGGUGCACUCAUUGCCAGAACUCAGGGUUGUUCUGUUUGGAUGGUUGUUCUCUGGAAAAACCUUUGCAAGAAAUACCAUUCUGGGCUUAAAAGAAGAUAUAGAGAGGAGAAGAACGGAACGGUCAGAAAGAAAGUCUGGACUUGUGGCUGGAAGGCAAAUCUCGGUUGUGGACACCCCCGGCUGGUACAAGUACUUUCCUUCACAAUACAUGCCUGAGCGGGUGAAGACUGAAAUCCGAAGAGGGCUGACGCUUGAUUCCAAAAAUUCCCAUGUCAUACUUCUCGCCGUACCAGUGGACACGACAUUUCAUGAGAGACAGAGGAUGAUCACUGAAGACAACAUGAAGAUGUUUGGUGAGCAGAUCUGGAAACACACCAUGGUGCUGUUCACAUGUGGAGAUCUGCUGGGAGAGACAACCAUUGAGGAGCACAUUGAGUGUGAAGGGGAACCUUUGCGGUGGCUGGUGGAGAAAUGUGGGAACAGAUAUCAUGUCUUAAGUUGGAGUGAUGAGGAAGACCAAGUCGUGGAGCUGUUAAAGAAGAUCGAGGAAAUGGUGGCAGGCAACAGCUUAUUUUGUCCAGAGAGAGAAUUGGAGAAAAAUGUAUCUCAAGAGACUGUUGAGAAACCAGAGGCAAUACAAAAACAGACUGCACAAUACCUGGAUCUGGAGUGGGAGAGGAUGGAUGAAGCAAUGAAAGAGAAGAUUAAGAAGAUAUGGAAUCAAACUAGACACACCAAACUACAGAAGAAAGGAAGCAUAAGCAUUGAUGUAAACUUUCAUGACAGUAAGCCGUCCUCUGAGAAUACUUCUAACAAUUCUGGAAAGGACACCAGUCCACUGAACCUCCCGAAAUGCUUCACGAAGGACCACAGCCCUAGUAAUUCCACCACAGCAUAUCAAGACCAAGAGCAGACCACUGAGAUCCACCCUGGCCAGAUGGAGAGAAUAAGAGAGAUCUUUGAAAGGGAGUGUGGGAGACUAGAAGUAGGUGUCACAGAGAGAUUUCAGCCGCUGUUGUAAGAUGGAAGGGAAUAUGAUACAGUAUGUCAUCUGAAGCUGAUGUGCCAAACCUUAACCGUUAAUUAAGACAGACUGUCAGGUGGAUUUAUGCAUCAUCAGGACACGGGUCUUAUGAGGACUUCAAAAAAAACAGUUGAAAAAAACAAACAAACAAACCAAAAACAAUGACAGUUUUGGUAUCUGUACUCACGUAUCUUUACUGCUAAACAUGGGUUAUUGAAAAGCCGAAAUAUUUAGAUAUUUUUUAAGCAUUUUCUUGAGGCAGGCAACUAGGUCCACAACUCUGCUCCAUCUUUACACUCAGCAGCACGGCACAGCUACUAUAGUAUAGCUAUACAAAAAUGUAACAAGUCAAACAUGGAAAGAGACUCUUAGAGACGGAGAUGUGUUGUUGUGCACUAUAGAAAUUACAGAACACAUUCUAUCUGCACUAUCUAAACAAUAUGCCAGUGUAAUCAACGAGCAACAUUCUUAUUAUAUUGUCUGAUAUCAUUGUUUUUAUCAGUAUGUAUAUUUCACAAUAAAUUGAUUCUGAUUGAACUUCUAUUUUGUAUGCAAAUGUAAAUCAGGCUUCCAUGGUCAUGCAUACUUAUCUUGGUCAUGCAUAUACAAGGAACUUUGUCUCUGUAUGGUAUGGUGUGUUACUGUAAUGGCCACUCCGCAGCCAAUCAGAGAAGAGAAUCCCAUUGUUAAGGGAGAUAAGUUUACUUGAUGUCUAUGAAUCUGGAUUGAAAAAAAGAUAGAACAAAAGUUUAUAACUGAUUUUAGUCCUCAAACAGAUUAAAUCCGAAAUGCAAAAUCAGCAUAGAUUUGACAGUUUGGUUAAUAAAGGUUCAUCCUCCUGACAAUAGCUGGUUAUCAGAAAGAUAUUGUCCUGUACCUUUGUGUUGGUAAAAUGUGUUGACUGGGAGUUGCAAAUAAAA
Sardina pilchardus (European sardine) is the source of this 2766-nucleotide messenger RNA. RefSeq names its product GTPase IMAP family member 8-like. The record is from RefSeq and is a predicted model, not a curated record. Gene Ontology annotation, molecular function: GTP binding. NCBI's taxonomy places the organism in Eukaryota, Metazoa, Chordata, Actinopteri, Clupeiformes, Clupeidae. The transcript is spliced from 6 exons. The coding region runs from base 107 to 1843 and encodes 578 amino acids.